Charadrius vociferus (killdeer) is the source of this 2404-nucleotide messenger RNA. It is a transcript of the gene RXFP1, whose product is annotated as relaxin/insulin-like family peptide receptor 1. The record is from RefSeq and is a predicted model, not a curated record. Gene Ontology annotation, molecular function: G protein-coupled receptor activity; protein binding. The transcript has 17 exons. Gene Ontology annotation, biological process: G protein-coupled receptor signaling pathway. Gene Ontology annotation, cellular component: membrane. The coding region runs from base 350 to 2233 and encodes 627 amino acids. Lineage: Eukaryota; Metazoa; Chordata; Aves; Charadriiformes; Charadriidae.
GGAAGAUCAUGUUUCUGGAGCUGGGGUCACGUGCCCCCUGGGCUACUUUCCGUGUGGCAAUAUCACAAAGUGUUUGCCCCAACAGCUUCACUGUAAUGGUGAGGAUGACUGCGGGAACCGGGCCGACGAAGACAACUGUGAGGACAACAAUGGAUGGUCUCUGCAAUUUGAUAAACACUAUACGAAGGACAAAUACAAUAAACUGAAAUCUCUGUAUGCAUUUCAGACAAAGACACCCGAGUGCUUGGCUGGUGCUGUGCCAGCAGAGUGUACCUGCCAAGGGCUGGAGAUCUUCUGCGACGCUGCCAAAUUGCGUGCUGUCCCGUCAUUCUCUUCAAACGUCACCAUAAUGUCUCUUCAGAGGAAUCUGCUAAGGAAACUUUCUGCUGACGUUUUCAAGAAAUACCAUGACCUUAAAAAUCUGUACCUUCAGAAUAAUAAAAUCAGAGCUGUAUCUGAACAUGCUUUCAAAGGUUUAUACAACCUCACAAAACUAUACCUGAGCAACAACAAGAUAAGCAGUUUGAAGCCUCGUGUCUUUGAAGAUCUACACAGACUUGAAUGGCUGAUAAUUGAAAAUAACAGGCUAAAUCGGAUCUCUCCAUUAACAUUUUAUGGACUCAAAUCACUUAUUCUCCUAGAGAUGAUGAAUAAUUCUCUUGCUCGUUUGCCUGAUAAGCCUCUGUGCCAGUAUAUGCCAAGACUAAACUGGCUAGACCUUGAAGGCAACCAUAUCCAUCAUGUAAGAAAUGUCACUUUCAUCUCCUGCAGCACCCUAACUGUACUGGUGAUGAGACGGAAUAAAAUCAGCUCUUUAAAUGAAAACAGCUUUUCUUCUCUCCAGAUGUUAGAUGAAUUAGAUUUGGCUAGCAACAAGAUUGAAUCACUUCCUCCGUAUAUAUUUAAGGAUCUAAAGGAGCUUUCACAACUGAACCUAUCUUACAACCCAAUCAAGAAAAUACAAAUAGACCAGUUUGAUUUUCUAAUUAGACUUAAAUCCCUCUUGGAGGGCAUUGAAAUUGCAAACAUCCAGAGAAGAAUGUUCAGACCACUGAGAAACCUUUCACACAUAUAUUUUAAGAAAUUCCAGUACUGUGGAUAUGCCCCUCAUGUGCGCAGCUGUAAGCCCAAUACUGACGGGAUUUCAUCCCUUGAGAAUCUUUUAGCUAGCAUCAUACAGAGAGUGUUUGUCUGGGUUGUAUCUGCCAUCACCUGCUUUGGAAAUAUUUUUGUUAUCUGCAUGAGGCCUUACAUCAGAUCAGAGAAUAAGCUUCACGCCAUCUCAAUAAUGUCUCUCUGCUGUGCUGACUGUCUGAUGGGAAUAUAUUUAUUUGUGAUUGGAGCUUUUGAUCUUAAAUAUCGCGGAGAAUACAACAAGCACGCUCAGUUGUGGAUGGACAGUAUUCAUUGUCAAUUGGUGGGAUCGCUGGCUAUUCUGUCUACAGAGGUGUCGGUCUUACUGUUGACUUACCUGACUUUGGAAAAAUACAUCUGCAUAGUUUAUCCUUUUAGGUGUUUGAAGCCCAGAAAAUGCAGGACAAUUUCCAUUUUGGUUCUUAUCUGGAUAAUUGGGUUUGCUGUUGCUUUUAUCCCCCUGAGCAACAAGGAAUUUUUCAGGAACUACUAUGGCACCAACGGCGUCUGUUUUCCUCUUCACUCAGAACAAUCAGAAAGUUCAGGAAGUCAGAUUUAUUCUGUUGUGAUUUUUUUAGGUGUAAACUUGGCAGCCUUUAUCAUCAUUGUGUUUUCCUAUGGGAGUAUGUUCUACAGUGUUCACCAAACAGCUAUCACGGCUACUGAAAUUCGGAAUCAUAUUAAAAAAGAGAUGAUCCUUGCUAAACGAUUUUUCUUCAUUGUGUUUACUGAUGCACUAUGUUGGAUACCCAUUUUUAUUUUGAAACUCCUUUCUCUACUUGAAGUAGAAAUACCAGGUACCAUAACUUCUUGGGUGGUGAUUUUUAUACUGCCAAUAAAUAGCGCUUUGAAUCCUCUUCUCUACACUUUGACUACACGACCUUUCAAAGAAAUGAUUCACCAGGUUUGGUAUAAUUACAGACAAAGAAGAUCCAAAAGAGGUAAAGGCAGUCAGAAAACGUAUGGUCCAUCAUUCAUUUGGGUAGAGAUGUGGCCAAUGCAUGAAAUCACACCAAAGCUAACGAAGCCUGUGCUUUGUACAGACUCCUCUGACGCUUCGGUGACCACACAGUCGACGAGACUAAAUUCAUACACGUAAAUAAAUACAUUUUGAAUCUUCGCGAUGACAUCUGCACUGUUAGCUUCACAUCUGUGGGCUUACUGCUUUACAGCAAUGAGGAAAAAUGAGGGAGGUAUGUAUGACACUUGGGCUCACGGGCACCCAAGCAGGAAGAAGAGGGAGCAGCGUGCCUGUUUGCAGGUAGAACUG